Molecule: messenger RNA, 2348 nt
Organism: Cotesia glomerata
Lineage: Eukaryota; Metazoa; Arthropoda; Insecta; Hymenoptera; Braconidae
Product: barH-like 1 homeobox protein
Exons: 3
Coding region: 567-1748 (393 amino acids)
Biological process (GO): regulation of transcription by RNA polymerase II; cell differentiation
Cellular component (GO): nucleus
Molecular function (GO): RNA polymerase II cis-regulatory region sequence-specific DNA binding; DNA-binding transcription factor activity, RNA polymerase II-specific
Source: RefSeq, a predicted model, not a curated record
AGUGAUUAAGUUACUGAUUGUGAUAAGUGAUUAAUUGUGAUCUCUUACUGGAAUAAAAAUAUAAAAAAAAUGAUUUUUAAAAAUCACUGUCGCUAAUUAAAUUAAUAGACUCUGGUACCCUUUUUUGCAAAAAAAAAAAAAUAAUAAUAAUUAUAAUAAUAAAAACGGAAAUGGCUGACGGGCGUGCUUCUGUGCACGGUAAUUAUGUUAAGUGGGCAGUUAGCAAUUAAGUAAGAAAUCGAGCAAGCGCAGCUUCUUAAUUGCUGCGCGGCCAAACGAAUCAUUCUUAUUAUUAUUCUUAUUAACGAGUCGUGAUCUUAACAUUAUUUUUUUUAAUAAUAAUUGCCCCCAAUCAAUGAUAAUUUAACUAUCUUAGUUGGAAUACAUGUAAUAAUUAAUAAACAUUUAAUAAUUGAAUCUUUGAGUCUUUUUGUGUUGAUAAAAAAGUUGGUUAAAAAAUUGGACUUUAGCGGAAGACUCUCGGAAAAAUUUUGACCUCUGGUAGCGACGUGGUGGCGACAAAAAGGCAGAGAGCGAAAAGCCCUGAGCCGGGGUCGCGACUCGCGAUGACAGUUCACCACCAGAGUCACCACGUAGCUGCGUUGAAUGGGAUCACGGUGCAGGCCGGGGCCGGAGGGUUGAAUCUCACCCGGAUGCCGGGUCUCGAGGCACACAGGUUGGAAAGUGACAGGCUGAGCUUGGACUCAAGGGCGGAUAUUAUCAAUAAUAAUAAUAGUCAUAAUCAUAAUCAUAGUCAUAACCUUAGUUUGAGUCUGAGUGGAAAUCACGGGGACCGCGCGGAUAAUGCCUCUACGACGAUGCCACACAGGUCGAGGUUCAUGAUCACUGAUAUCCUGGCCGACGCCUCCAGUCCCGCGUCCUUGCAAUGCCAGGAGCCACCCUUGAGUCCGCCGGCUGCUCCAAGGGACCUCAGUGUUCGCCCGGGGAAGAAUUCUGGGGGGCUCAAGAGGAAAAGGGACGAGGACAGUGAUGCCAGUCACCACGAUGCCACUUCUAUGUCUUCCAAUGGUGUUAAAGAGGAACACGAUCAAAAAGAGUCUUCCUCAAGUUCCCAAAAUUCACCGCCAAGUAAAAAGCAGCGCAAAGCGCGGACGGCGUUCACAGACAACCAGCUCCAAACACUCGAGAAGAGUUUUGAGCGACAAAAGUACCUGAGCGUUCAGGAUCGGAUGGAGUUAGCGGCCAAGUUACAAUUAACGGAUACGCAGGUCAAAACGUGGUACCAAAAUAGAAGAACAAAAUGGAAAAGACAAACGAUAGUAAGCUUCGAAAUCCUUGCCGAGGCGAGUAAUUACGUUUCCUUCGGAAAUGUGUACGCCGGUCGGGCUGGUAUGCCGACGCAGCCUUCCUACUGGUACCCUGGAGCACCAGUAGGAGUACCUCCACCAAAUGAGCUCUUCUACAGACAAGCAUCGGCCGCAGCCGCAGUAACGCUGCAGAAACCGAUGCCUCACCGAUUUUACCCGCCGAUGCAGAUGCUUGCCGGUCCUAGUGCAAAUGUUCCCCUCGGAAACCUCGCGGCCAGCUCGAGUCUCUCCAGCCUUAGCAGCUACUAUAACCGCGAAAGUCCGGAGAUAAUGCCGGACCGAGAACGGGAACGGGAACAUCUCGAACGUGUAGCGCUCAGGGCGAGGAGCAAAAGCCUGGAAAGGAGUCCUCCGCCUCGGGAUGACAGUCCGCAGAGUAAUCGCAAUGACAGCGACGAUGAAAGCAUCAACGACAUCUAGGACUCGGCUGAUGGGUUCCAUGUUGACCCCGACAGUCCCUGGAAUAGCCAAUUCAGUGAUUGAAAUUGAAUUGAAGAUGAUUUUAGGUUGAUUUUGGUAUUCAAUUUUUGAAUUUAUUUGUUUUUAAUAAAUUUGUUGUACAGACGAAAGUUGUUUUUAGUGAAUCAAAGUCGAGUGCCGGUGCCGGUUUUAAUGACAACCGGACGGAGGAAACGACAAAUAGUAACGUGAUACGGGGCCAGGGCUUGACAUUUUUAGACAUUCGAGAUUUGCGAGAAAAUAUAAUGUUAUAUAAAUAUAUAAGACAGGAUGUGACGUGCGGUUAACCGAUAUUAUAUUUAUAUAUAAGGCCUAAGAACAGAAGAAUAAUAAACUGAUGCUGAUUAAUCGAUCCAAUGUUUGUGGUGAUUUUUAAUUAAAAUUUUAAAUGUGUGUUAGGAUUUAUUUCUGGAUUUAACUUGAAGGGAUUUUUGAAAUUAUUAUUUUUACUAUCAUUGUUAAUACACUGUAAAAAGUCGGAGGUGAAGAAAUAAACACUGCUUAUGGAGUAAAUUUGCACAGUAAAAAAUUUUGCGUCAAAAAAUUUUGUCUUAAAAAUUU